ACCUCAUUUUCUUUUUUAAAACUAGUAGUAGUUGGCAGGCCACGCACCGCUAAGCGGCGAUUCAUAUCUAUACAUUCCAAAUUCCGUCCAAUAAACGUGGCCUGAAUCCAGUUGGGUGAAUUUGCUAUGGCUGCAAAGGUUAUGCAUGCUGUUCAAUACGACUCUUAUGGUGUCGGAGCCGCUGGCUUGAAGCAUGUGGAAGUUCCUGUGCCUACUCCGAAUAAGAACGAGGUCUUGCUAAAAGUGGAGGCUACAAGCAUAAAUCCUGUUGACUGGAAAAUUCAGAAGGGCAUGCUUCGUCCACUUCUUCCUUCCAAGUUUCCUUUUAUUCCUACUACCGAUGUAGGAGGAGAGGUUGUAGAGGUAGGAGCUAAUGUAAAAAGUUUCAAGGCAGGUGACAAGGUUGUGGCCAUGCUCAAUACCCUGAAUGGAGGUGGAUUGGCUGAAUAUGCAGUGGCUAAGGAGAGUUUGACUGUUACAAGACCCGCCGAAGUAUCAGCUGCAGAAGGUGCAGGUGUUCUUAUUGCAGGGCUUACAGCUCUUCAGGCCCUCGUCAAUCCUGCUGAGGUCAAGCUUGAUGGAACUGGACCCCGGAAGAAAAUUCUAGUUACGGCUGCCUCCGGUGGUGUCGGCCACUAUGCUGUCCAAUUGGCAAAACUUGGUAACACCCAUGUUACUGCUACCUGUGGAGCCCGCAACUUUGAUUUUGUGAAGAGCUUAGGAGCAGAUGAAGUUCUUGAUUACAAGACCCCAGAGGGAGCAGCUCUUAAGAGUCCAUCAGGCCAAAAAUAUGAUGCAGUGAUUCACUGCACAACAGGCAUCCCUUGGUCUACCUUUGAGCCUAAUUUAAGUGCGAAUGGAAAGGUCAUCGAUCUAACUCCUGGAGCUAGUGCCAUGUGGACCUUUGCAGUAAAGAAAUUAACCUUCUCAAAGAAGCAGUUGGUGCCACUGCUUUUAAUUCCCAAGAAGGAAAACCUGGAAUUGCUUGUUAGGCUUGUGAAGGAAGGCCAACUUAAAACAGUAAUAGACUCCAAACAUCCUCUCAGCAAGGCUGAAGAUGCUUGGAGCAGGAGUAUUGAUGGGCAUGCGACCGGAAAGAUCAUUGUGGAGCCAUAGAGUAGUGGUCUCCCAAACGAUUUUAUGUGUUAUAUAUAUAUAUAUAUAUAUAUAUAUAUAUAUAUGAAUAUGUGGGGAAUAAAAGGUUGGUGAGGCACGUACAUUAUGACCAGUUAUGUCUAUUCAGCUGUAACAACUUUCAUUUCCCGUGUAUGCAUGUGCAGUUUGUCAACUGGCUUUUCCCUUUCAUAAUGCUGUUCCAUUUGGUUUGUCCCAA
This is a messenger RNA of Capsicum annuum, 1333 nucleotides long. RefSeq names its product chloroplast envelope quinone oxidoreductase homolog. Gene Ontology annotation, molecular function: oxidoreductase activity. Bases 127 to 1116 code for a protein of 329 amino acids. The record is from RefSeq and is a predicted model, not a curated record. The transcript has 4 exons. NCBI's taxonomy places the organism in Eukaryota, Viridiplantae, Streptophyta, Magnoliopsida, Solanales, Solanaceae.